AAAUUUAUGAAAUAAAUUAGGAGAUGUGAAUCCCUGUGAUCGUUGAAAUUUGGAGCAAGAGGUUUUGUGAGCUACGGAGAUGAUGAAGAGUCCGAUGGUGGUGCUGGUUUUAGUGGCGGCGAUGCUGACGUGUCUGGAGGCGAUUGAGUCGCCGCAGUACACUGUGGUGCACUUGGAAUCGGAUUUUGAGAUUAGAGAUUACAGAGACGGCGCGUGGAUGUCUGCUCCUGUUAAAGACAUCUCGUUUGAAAAGGCCACCAGAAAUGGCUUCCACAGGCUGUUCCAGUACAUCCAAGGUGCCAAUUUGAAUUCCUCCCGAAUUGCAAUGACGGCGCCUGUGCUGACAAGCAUAGUCCCUGGAGCUGGACCUCUGCACUCAUCCGCAUACUUUGUGAGAUUCUUUUUGCCAGUGAAAUUUCAAGCCUCCCCACCCACACCCCUCCCGGAACUCAACUUGAAACCUUAUACAUGGGACAGUCGUUACAUCGCAGUCAGGAAAUUCUCAGGAUUUGCAAGAGAUAGUAACAUUGUGCAAGAAGCACAGAAACUCGCCACCAGCCUUAGCAGGUCUCCGUGGGCAAACUGUACCUCAGAAGAAAGUAGCUCUGCUUACUCGAUUGCGCAGUAUAACUCCCCAUUCAAGUUUAUUGGGCGUGUGAAUGAAGUUUGGGUCGAUGUCAAUGCGUCUGGAUCAGAGGACGAUAAAUACAGUGAAGUAGUUACCUACUGAGAUUGUACAAAUUGGUGGGUGUCACCAAGCAAUCAUCCACAAGUGAAUGAACUAUCCAAGAAUAACUAUAUCUCAGUUUCUGUAUUUUUAUCUGUAUUUGUAUCGUUAUCUGAGUGUAGACAUGUUACGAUAAUAGAUGUGCAGUGUAUAUAGUCCUUUACAGGCUCUUGUUCAAGUGUUUGUCCAUGCAAUAUAUUUAAUAUGCCUGCUUUCAACAUGGUUC
This is a messenger RNA of Fragaria vesca subsp. vesca, 953 nucleotides long. Its product is annotated as heme-binding protein 2-like. The coding region runs from base 80 to 730 and encodes 216 amino acids. The record is from RefSeq and is a predicted model, not a curated record. NCBI's taxonomy places the organism in Eukaryota, Viridiplantae, Streptophyta, Magnoliopsida, Rosales, Rosaceae. The transcript has 2 exons.